Messenger RNA from Rhododendron vialii, 1103 nucleotides. RefSeq lists its product as uncharacterized. The record is from RefSeq and is a predicted model, not a curated record. The transcript is spliced from 5 exons. The coding region runs from base 176 to 796 and encodes 206 amino acids. Lineage: Eukaryota; Viridiplantae; Streptophyta; Magnoliopsida; Ericales; Ericaceae.
UUUUGACCUUUCAGCCUUGUAAUAUUGACAAUUUGAUGGAUGGACCAAAUCGAAAAAAACAUGUUUGGACUUUGGAUUCAUCUAUAAAAACUCACAGCCUAAUUCACUGAUCAAACCUCUUCCAAUCUCCAAUAUCGAUCUUUAAUUAUCCCCGACCGAGAAGAUAUCGAAAUUUAUGGCUAUGCCCACGGCAAGAUUCAUCGUUCCUUACGCCUUAAUCACCGGUCUUCGCACCAGUCCCCCCCAUACCAAAUCUCAGACUCUCAAAUAUUUCAGUCCCAUUUCUCGUUCUAAAAUCUCGAAACAGAAGUCCUGUUUUCUUGUUAAUCAGCCGUCACGUUAUAAUUCCAGCAACGGGAAGAGGGACUUGGUUGUCUUCAACAAUCUAUUACCAGACGUUCCAGCACUUCCUUCAGGACCCCCUUCAGAUUCUUGGAAAAGUUGGAUUCUGGGCGCUGUAAUAACCAUCAUUCUACCCUUCAUUACUCACAAAUGGGGGCCAUUACUCCAAAUUACGAAGAAAAUUGAAACUGUGGUGGAGACAGUCGAUCAAGUAGCGGAAGUCGUUGAAAAGGUCGCGGAGGGAGUGGAGAAAGUGGCGGACGAGAUCGGCGAUGAGCUGGCGGAAGGUGGAAAGCUCAGAGGUGCCUUUGAUUCCAUUGAGAAUGCUGCAAGGAAAGCAGCCAAUGGAGCUCAUUUAGUCGAUCAAAUCCUUGACAAGGUUGAAGAAGUAGAUAAAGAGGUAGAGGAACUCAUGAAACCAGUCAAUCACCCAGCCAAUGGCACGGAGAAAUAAAAUAUGAUCAAAUUAUUGACCUGCAAUUUGUCAUUAGGAUCUUAAUUUUUUAGAUAUCAUAGAAAAUAAUGGUGCGCUCAACCGAACUCAAUGAAAAAAACGGGUUUAUAUAAUUGAGCACAAUGGAUAUAUAGUUUGAUAGGGACAUAAGACUCGAUUUGGUGUAUAAGAUUCGUGUAAUUUAUUUGUACUUGAAAUAUUUGUAAUUAUAAUGAUUUAAUUGAUUCAACUUUGUAUAAUUUCUUGGGUGUACUACCUUCGGGUCCCAAUUUACGCAAGAUUGAGCAAAAUUGAGCUUGAUAUUUCA